AUGGACUCCAGCUACCGUUCACACGCUCCACCCUCUCGUCUUGCAGCCCCGGGCCUCGGCCGUAAUCGCGAUUCCCCCCUCGCCUGCACCCACCCGGCCAGACUGGCCACGUUCCCGACAGACAGUGAACCGGUGGAGAAGAUCCACUUUUUCAUUGUCCCCAACUUCCCAAACGUAUUGUCCUCCGCCUUGCCCCCCCGCCCCCCCGCACAACUCCGCUACCCUCGGAAUCCGGUGGCCCCCCGGUCCGAGUCCCGCGGCUCGCAGAGCCUAAACAGCCGCCACGGCCAAGUGUGCCAAGGGAGUUUAAUCGCCCUUGCGUCGUCCGGUCGAGAAGAUCCUCGUUCUGUAGGCCUGACCUGUGCCGAUAGGCUAUCGCAUGUGUUUCGGUCUUGCUCGCCUCCGGCCGCCUCACGACGUCCCCGCGAGGCCCAGUUUCCGCGCCAGACUGUGCACAUUGUUUGCGUCCGGCGACUGGGCGAAAAUGCCCACCACCCCAUCCGCCAUCCUAAGGCCUGUCUUGCCUGA
This is a messenger RNA of Protopolystoma xenopodis, 528 nucleotides long. The record is from the annotation of a GenBank genome assembly. Lineage: Eukaryota; Metazoa; Platyhelminthes; Monogenea; Polystomatidea; Polystomatidae.